This is a messenger RNA of Aegilops tauschii subsp. strangulata, 636 nucleotides long. The record is from RefSeq and is a predicted model, not a curated record. NCBI's taxonomy places the organism in Eukaryota, Viridiplantae, Streptophyta, Magnoliopsida, Poales, Poaceae.
AUGGUGCCACCAUUCGGACCUCCAUCGAUCGCUGCCGUCUCGUCCGGUCACCUCCCUCGUCGACUCUGGACGCGCCCACGGAUCCGGCCUUCUGCUGCCAUCUCCGCGCCGUCCCCAUCCUCGACGUCGUUCACGCCCAAGCCAAUCACCACCGCCUCCCUGCUUCCUCGUGCUCGAGCCUGUAGCCGCCCGUGCCCAGGCAGCGGCUCGAGGAAGGAGUCGCCAAGCAAGCGCCCAAGACCUCCAGGAGCCCGCGGCCUUCUCUGCUUCCCCUCCUCGUGCCUCGCCGGCAGCAAGCUCCGCAGUGCCAAGUUCCUCGCCUGCGUCCUCCCGUCGAGCGCCGGGACGAACGGCAGUAGCUCCAGCCUUGCCUCGGCCCUCCUCGACCUCCUUCGCACCGGAUCCGUCCCCCUCGUCCAUCCACUUGUCGCAGGAGGUCGCCGCCAUGCCCUGCAUCCCGCAUCGCCAGCCGCCGUCCCCUGCUUCACGAAUGAGACAGCCAGCGCUGCCCCUUCGUUGACUUGGUCCAGCGCCAGCGUGGCCGGUCUCCAAGUCCCAGGCGCCAAGGCCCAGCUCGCCUCGCUGUCUGCAGCCUCUUCCACCGACUCGGCCGAGCCCGUGGGUGAGCAGCCCUAG